Messenger RNA from Aspergillus calidoustus, 1326 nucleotides. NCBI's taxonomy places the organism in Eukaryota, Fungi, Ascomycota, Eurotiomycetes, Eurotiales, Aspergillaceae. The record is from the annotation of a GenBank genome assembly.
AUGUCGUCAAUUUCCCGAGCCGACGCCACCUCCGAAAACGAGCGAACCGGAGCAGACAAUCGAGCCGAAAAGUCGCCCAGCAUUCAGGAACAAGCGCCUCUGCAGAAGCCUAUUCCGAAUGGCGGCUUGGAAGCAUGGACCGCCGUCGCAGCCGUGUUUGGUGUCUUUGUAAACUCUUGGGGCUUGAUCAGUACAUAUGGAGCUUUUCAAGAGUUCUACCAGACUGUACUACUACCCGAUGAGUCUCCUUCCGCCAUCUCAUGGGUCGGCAGUAUUCAGGCCACGCUGGUUGUCAUGGUGGGCAUCAUCACGGGACCGUUGGUUGACUUGGGACAUCUUCGACCCUUGAUCAUCUCUGGCAACUUUCUCGUCGUUUUCGGCAUGAUGAUGACGAGCCUGGCUACAGAAUACUAUCAAGUUCUUCUGGCUCAAGGGUUUUGUGUCGGCAUCGGUGGCGGUAUCGCGUACAUUCCUGCGCUCGUGGUGAUUUCUACUUAUUUUACGACCAAGCGGCCCAUCGCCAUCGGCUGCGCAUCGAUCGGGUCGAGUGUUGGAAGUGUUGUCUUUCCGAUCAUGUUUCGCCAACUCCAGCCAAGGAUCGGAUUUCCAUGGACCGUUCGCUGCAUCGGAUUUAUCAACCUCUUCCUUGCAAUCUUUACAUGUGUCGUUUUGUGUCGCCGACCGGGUGAGAAAGUCGGCGCGCGGAGCCUGAUCGAAAAGAAAGCAUUCAAGGACCUCCCAUUCAUGCUCUUUUCUGUUUCCUUGACCUGCGUAAUGCUUGCCUACUGGAUUCCGCUGUUCUACGUCGCCUCCUACGCGCGUACGGUUUUGGAGACGACCCGGAGUCUCUCCUUUUAUAUGGUUGCCAUAAUCAACGGCGCAUCAGCGUUCGGGCGAACAGUUCCGUAUCUGCUUGGAUCACGAGUGAAGCCUAUCGGCAUUCUCAUAUGCUCUGUGGCAGGAUCCGCCCUCGCAAUGUUCACCUGGAUUCCCGCCACGAACACACCUGGGUUCAUAGUAUGGUCUUGCUACUGGGGGUUCCUGACCGGAGUGCUGGUAACAGGGCCGACGUCAAUCAUCUCGCACCCGGCGCUGUGUCCAGAUAUGAAGAUGCUUGGAACGCGGAUGGGUAUGAUGUGGGGAAUCAGUUCGUUUGGAUCGCUCGCCGGGACACCUAUUGCCGGGGCGCUGGUGGACUUGUCGGACGCGCAGUUCUUGCGUGCGCAGAUUUUCGCUGGGUGUUUGAUGCUUGGCGCUGUUGUUCUCCAGAUCUGGCCGACUCUUGUGGUCAUUCGCUAUGAUCGGAAGCAUCGGAGUUCCUCAUAG